UCCCAGGGACUGCUACAGCUCUGCUUACAAUGUCACAUUCCUGUUUUCCUCUAGCGCUUACAUCUACGUCAGGUGAUAAGAGACGUACUUUCCGCGUACCUGGCAUGAGUCAUCACUUCAAGAAAACAACCACCACCAGACCAAAGCUUAGUGUUGUCACAAUACAACCCACACUCUACGAAUCCCUAGAUCUAAACUCACGAUCGACAAAAUGCUCGACCCAAACUUCCACAUCACAACCCCACGCCUUUACCUUUCCUACCUCAACCCCUCCAACGACGCGCAUAUGUCCUUCAUGGUGCGCCUAGUAAAUAGUCCCGAAAUCGUUGCCGUAGUCGCUCAAACCCACGCCAAAUCCCCGCCUCCACCGCAAAGCGUUUCCGAGGCCCGCUUAGCCAUGGCAUCCGCCGCAGAGCGCUUAGAAAAGACAGGAAGCGGGCGUUACAUCAUCUCGCUGCGGACCCCAGAUACCGAUUUUACGGAUGAGAGCGGGGACAGGGAGUAUCUGGGCAUUGUGUCCAUGCAGCUUAAACGCUUCCCGGAUAUUGAGUGUCCGAAGAUUCCGGAUAUAGGCUUUUUGCUGUUGUCGGAGUACCAUGGGAAGGGGUAUGCAAGUGAAGCGUGUAAUGCGCUUAUGCAGCAUUUCAAGGAGACGAGGGGACAUGAGAGGUUUGCAGGGUUUACGCAUCCAGAGAACGUGAAUAGUCAGAGGUUAUUUAGGAGACUAGGAUUUGAGGACAGAGGGACGAUGGAUGUAGCGGGUGUCAUAUGGGGCAAUAGCUCAGCCGCGAGGGUGGCCGUUUGGGUGAAAGGUGUGAGUCCAGACACGGACUUGGGCGAUCUUGGGAUUGGGCCGGGAUUGGGCGAGGCAUCGAAUAUGGGUAGUGUAGUCAACAAGCUUGUAGGUUGACCAUCCCCUUAUGAAACUGAGAAAGCCGG
Molecule: messenger RNA, 939 nt
Organism: Macroventuria anomochaeta
Lineage: Eukaryota; Fungi; Ascomycota; Dothideomycetes; Pleosporales; Didymellaceae
Product: acyl-CoA N-acyltransferase
Exons: 1
Coding region: 212-910 (232 amino acids)
Molecular function (GO): acyltransferase activity, transferring groups other than amino-acyl groups
Source: RefSeq, a predicted model, not a curated record